CGUGUAAACACGUCUACACGAGUGCAUCAGCAUUCGUCACUCAGUGUCAAGAUGGCUGCGUGGUGGUGCGGACGUGUGAUCACGUUGUUUUUGUGUGUUCACUUGACUGUCGGUCAAAUACCUAACGUAUCCAUACAUGCAUACAAACCAAAAGGUUUUAGUGUUUCGAUACCCGAUGGACAAAACAUAGGCCUGUUCGCCUUCCAUGGCAACAUUAACAGGGGUAUUAAUAAAAAUGACGUCGGUACAAUAGCGGGAGAGGUCCUCAAAGCAAAGAACGGGAUGUGGAUCUACGAAGACCCCGAAUUGGAGUUGAAAGUGGGUGACGUCAUCAACUAUUAUGUUUUCGUGUCGAUGAAUAGUAAAGGUUACUUGAAGGAUAAUUUGAGCUUCACUGUCACAAAACUGGAAGACAGGUCUAUCGUGACUGGUCCGAUCCGGCCCGGAACGGUGCUGCCGGAGGAUUGUAAGCCCACUCGUACUAAAGUUCGCGGCGGGUUCGCCUGCGCCGGACAGACUCUCUUCGAAGACAACUUCGACAUGUUGGACGAGAGCGUGUGGCAGAUUGAGCAGUACAUACCUAACACCCAUCCCGUGAUAUCCUUCGUGUCAUACCAGCACCUAGCUACUGAUCAGACCGUCUCGACCGCCGGUGGAACGCUGCGGAUCACCCCAAAACUGCAACAGGACUUACCAGGAUUUACAAAUGAAACCAUUUUGUCUGGCACGCUUAAUUUGUUUAGUGGCUGCACGUCAUCUGCAGAUUCGUGUCUGAUACAGGUGGAUGGUGCGGACAUCUUGCCGCCAGUGGUGAGCGGCCGCAUCACCUCCAAGACCUUCGCGUUCACGUACGGCAAGGUGUACGUGCGAGCCAAGCUGCCGCAAGGAGACUGGCUGUAUCCAGAAAUUCUUCUGGAGCCAUUUUUACAUAAGUACGGGUCGCUACAUUACUCGUCGGGGGUUAUAAAGAUAGCAACUGCUCGCGGCAAUAGACAGCUUUACUACGGACCCAAUGAUUACAGUAAUAAGGUGCUGUACGGAGGACCUAUAAUGGACUUGGCGUGUCGAGAGACACUGCUGUCCACCAAGCUGAGAGGAGACGGAUCCGCUUGGGGCGACGACUUCCACCUGUAUUCAUUAGAGUGGACUCCAGAGCACAUAGUGCUAAUGGUGGAUGAUGAGGAAUGGGCCCGAGUGGAGCCGACGGCGAGCGGUCUGCGAGGCCAGUUUCCCGCGUCCUGCAGGCAACUGCCACAGAUGUUGCUACGCGCCGGCACGUCGAUGGCUCCCUUCGAUGAUUACUUCUACCUAACUCUGGGCGUGGCGGCUGGCAGCAUCACAGAGUUCCCGGAUGGCUCGGUCACCGUCGGGGACAGGAUAAAGCCAUGGCGCAACAGCGCUCGGAAGGCCAUGCUCAACUUCUGGCAGGACACAAACUCUUGGCUGCCUACCUGGCUGCUGUCCCGGCUUGAAGUCGACUACGUCAAAGUAGUCGCGCUCUAAUAUACGAGAUUUCUAGUC
This is a messenger RNA of Manduca sexta (tobacco hornworm), 1521 nucleotides long. RefSeq names its product beta-1,3-glucan-binding protein. Gene Ontology annotation, biological process: carbohydrate metabolic process. The transcript is spliced from 9 exons. Gene Ontology annotation, molecular function: carbohydrate binding; hydrolase activity, hydrolyzing O-glycosyl compounds. NCBI's taxonomy places the organism in Eukaryota, Metazoa, Arthropoda, Insecta, Lepidoptera, Sphingidae. Bases 52 to 1503 code for a protein of 483 amino acids. The record is from RefSeq and is a predicted model, not a curated record.